Molecule: messenger RNA, 2239 nt
Organism: Caretta caretta (loggerhead turtle)
Lineage: Eukaryota; Metazoa; Chordata; Testudines; Cheloniidae
Gene: TEKT1
Product: tektin 1
Biological process (GO): cilium movement involved in cell motility; cilium assembly
Cellular component (GO): microtubule cytoskeleton; nucleus
Source: RefSeq, a predicted model, not a curated record
GGGUGGGGGCGGGGGGGGGGGGGGUAGAACAUGCUUCACUGCUGCAGCGACUGAGGCUGAGGUCACAAUCUGGAGUGACUCGACCAGUUAAGGGAAGCCAAGAUCUUAGAACUUGGCCAGCUUUUGCCAUAAGCAACGGUCAGGCCAGUAGCCAGACAGCAAAAGUAGGUUCUCCAUCCUAAGAGCUAAGCUGCUGCUUCACGUUCAGGAUCUUUCAAAAAGAUAAUGGCCAAACUGUUGCAAGCUCCACCCAAGUUCCUCCCCCCAGAGUGGCAUAUUGCAAACAAGACACAGUAUGCCAGUGCAGAGAGUCAGAGAUCCAGGUCAGAGCGACUUGUAGCUGAGAGCCAGAGGCUGGUGGAUGAAAUCGAAAAAACAACUCAGAAAACCCAAAGCGAUGUUAACAAGAAAAUAGAACAGAGACUUGAUGAAAUAAAAUUCUGGAAGCAAGAAUUAGAUGACAAACUAGAACAGGUUUUUAAUGAGACAGAGGUGCUGUUGACUUUUAAGACAAGGCUAGAGAAAGCAUUGGAGAGCUGUAAAGAGCCACUAUUCAUUGCUCAAGAGUGUCUCUUGAACAGGCAAAGGCGAGUUGGGAUUGACUUGGUCCAUGACGAAGUGGAGCGGGAACUGAUAAAGGAAGUUGAAGUGCUCCAAGGGAUUAUGGCUUUGCUAGAGCGCACACUGGAACAAACCAAUGAGCAAAUUAGGUUAAACCGUUCAGCUAAAUACAAUCUGGAGAUGGAUCUGAAAGACAAGUUCACCGCCUUGACAAUUGAUAACUAUUGUUCCAACUUGACAAAUAAUACACCUGAUAUAAGAUAUGCCAGAAAUGUACUGAAGGUUGAAGGAAAUUCUGUGAGCCCUGAAGACUGGGUAGAUUUCUCGAAUGUAAAUGUUGAAAAGGCUGACAAGCAGAGGAACAACUCUUUGAUGCUCAGGGCCUUGAUUGACCGAAUCUUAUCCCAGACAGCAAGUGACAUGCGCAAGCAGUGCGAGACGGUGAACAUUGCUUUUAAGAACAGGGUGAAGGAGACAAAAGAUGCAAAGAACAAACUGGAGAUCCACCUUGCUAAGGUGAUGGAUGAGAUUACAUCCCAGGAAAAAAACAUUGCGGCCUUAAAGAAAGCUAUAAUCGAUAAAGAAGGACCUGCCAAGGUUGCUCACACACGUUUGGAGACAAGGACCCAUCGUCCCAACGUGGAGCUGUGUCGUGAUAUGGUCCAAUACAGGCUGAUCAGUGAGGUUCAGGAGAUCACAAACAAUAUUCAGAGACUAAAGGACACAUUGGCACAAGCUGAGGUGGAGCUGAAAGGUCUGAGCCGUCGACAGCUUUCACUGGAGGAGGAGAUCCAGGUCAAGGAGAACACACUGUACAUCGACGAAGUGCUGUGCAUGCAGAUGAGGGAGUCCAUUUCCAUUAACAACUUCUGAAGCCCUGGUGUCGGAUACAGCAUUCUCCCACACUGGGCCAGAUUCUACUGGGAAAUACACCAGGGCAAAGACAGAGUAACCCCACUGAACAUUAACCUAGCGCCUCUGUGUUUACACAAGUGUGACUCAGAGCAGAACCUGGCCUAGGUGUGUGAAUUAAUUAAAACAGACCUAAAUGCCUCCUCCACAGCUGCCUGUGUCCCAGAAAGUCUAUUGGAAGCUUUCCAGUAGACAUUAAAGUUAUGGAACAACAAGAAAAAAUCCUUCAUUCCAGCCACUUAGCAUAUCUUGGGUGCUGUCAGUGUCACUGUUUUUCAUUAACAGAUUUUUUUAACUACAUAAGCUAGAACAGAUAUUCCUACACAAAGUCACUGGUUAUGUUAGACAGACAGGAAGCCAGCAAUCGUGCUAGUUAGGGCCCUAGGAAUCUUGUGUACACCUGUCCACUGACAACUGGAUGGAGAAUGUACUUCAACCAAACGUAAGAUAACUGCUGGCAGAAGCAGUGUUGGCUAAUGGAUAGGGCACUAGACUAGGACUCAGGAGACCUCCCUUCUAUUUCUGGUUCUGUCAAUGGCCUGAUGGGUGACCUUGGGUUAGUCACAUCCCCACUCUGGGCCUCAGUUUCAUCACCUCUAAAAUGGGAAUAACGAUCUCCUUUGUAAAGCACACUGAGCUCUACUGAUUAAAAGCAUUAUAUAAAAGCUAGGUAUUAUUGUAAAUGUGACUGUCCUGGCAGAAUAAUAUUCUCUUCUUCCUUCGGUGCCAUUGCAAAGACAAGACAAAAUAACAAAGAUGAGACACU